AUGGGUCGGAGAAAGAUCAAGAUGGAGAUGGUUCAAGACAUGAACACAAGGCAAGUCACCUUCUCAAAACGAAGGACUGGUUUGUUCAAGAAGGCAAGCGAGUUAGCCACCCUCUGCAACGCCGAGAUAGGUAUUGUUGUCUUUUCACCAGGAGGCAAGCCUUACUCCUACGGGAAACCGAAUCUUGAUGCUGUCACAGAGCGGUUCAAGAAGGAAGACCAUGAUUCCGACAGUGAAAGUGAAGAAGAAGAGAAAGAAGAAGGAAGGUGUAAGAGUAGACCUAAAAUGAAAAAGGUGAAUGAACGUCUUGAUUGUCUCAACAGAGAGAUUGAAGCUGAGAAGAAACGAGGCGAGAAGAGUCAGGCAAAGCUUGAAUCCGCUGGGGAGAAGAGGUUCAAGAAGCCUAUUGAGAAGCUUACCAUUGAUGAACUCAAGGAAUACAUGGAGAAGUUGGAAGGAAUCCAUUGUAGGAUCAUAGGUCAAGUCAAUGAGAUGCAGGCUUCGUCUUGUCUUGUGCUUAUCUCCGAGAACAAGGCUCCUAAUAGGAUGAAGAUUUAGAUAACUAGAUCGAGUUUUACAAUUUUUAAUAUUCUAUUUUUGUUUUAGCAUACAGAAGUUACUAAUACAUGAAAGAUCUUGUUGGUUCAAAACUGUUCUCAUCUAUGAUAUCAAAAGAAUGUAAUCAGAAAUCCUGAAAAUACCUGAGAUUCUG
Messenger RNA from Eruca vesicaria subsp. sativa (arugula), 712 nucleotides. The record is from the annotation of a GenBank genome assembly. Lineage: Eukaryota; Viridiplantae; Streptophyta; Magnoliopsida; Brassicales; Brassicaceae.